Messenger RNA from Musca domestica (house fly), 12615 nucleotides. RefSeq names its product dedicator of cytokinesis protein 3. Gene Ontology annotation, biological process: small GTPase-mediated signal transduction. NCBI's taxonomy places the organism in Eukaryota, Metazoa, Arthropoda, Insecta, Diptera, Muscidae. Gene Ontology annotation, molecular function: small GTPase binding; guanyl-nucleotide exchange factor activity. The transcript is spliced from 13 exons. The record is from RefSeq and is a predicted model, not a curated record. Gene Ontology annotation, cellular component: cytoplasm; plasma membrane. Bases 1889 to 8017 code for a protein of 2042 amino acids.
AUACAAUUAAACGCCACAAAUUUACUACUCAAAUUUCAUUUCCCUGCAUUGUCGCUCAUCUACUACUCUCUCAGACAACACUGCGUUUGUUUUUGUUGCAAUUCUCUUUUCUGUUGCCUUUCUUAUUAGAAUUUUACUUCCCUUUGUUUGUGCCAAAAUAGGAAACAGCUGCUGCGAUGCUUCUGCGCCCUUCUCGUGCAGUCAACGCAGCGCCACAACGGACGGACAGAACGGAAUAAACAAAAGAAUAUUUACACUCCCCAAAAAUCAAAUCAGUUUUAAUUCUCAGCUCGUGCCGUUAAAGUCGUCGUCGUGAGUCGUACGGAAGGCAACGAAAAGUGCACAGUGCGCCCCACCGUUUGUAGAAGUUUUGUUGCGUGAGACUGUGUGUGUUCGCAGAGACACUGUAUGAGGGCAAAAUAAAACAGUAACUCCAGCACAAGUGUAGCCGCCGCCCGCCGUCACAAAGUCUUCAUUUAGAAUUGUAUGUGAGCUGCAUAUUAAAGAGCAGCCACCAGCAGCAGUAGCAACAUUCAAACAAAAGGAAGUGAAGUUUUUGUUGUUGUUGUUUUGUAGAAAAAGAUAAAACGAAGCAAAGCAAAAGAAUCGGGAGAAAACACCAACAAAUUUGACAACCCAAAAAAGAAAACAACAAAAAGAGGAAGUAGCAUGACAGUCAAUGUGUACAUGUGUUGAAGAAAUAUCCUCCAAUUGGGAAGAGAGCCAGCCAGCCGCCUGGCCGACACAACCUAGAGCAGGCAAAUUUUUAUCGAUUUUCAAACGCGCAGUUGUAGUUGUCAUCCGACAAACGAUAAAAGCGGUUGUGAAAAAUCCAAUGGAAAAGUGUCUGUGUGCAAAAUUUUUGUAAAUUAUGCAAAGAAAAUUACAAAAAAAAAUUGCUAAAUUUAAUAACAAAAUAAGUGGAAAAAUGUAAAACAUAACACGCGCGUGUGUGAAAAAAGAAAUAACAACAACGAAAACGUGCAAUUUGUUUUUAUUACUUUUGUUAAGUCUGCACUUUUUCAUUUUGUUUUAAGCCACACCAAGAAAAAAUUAUAUUCAAGUUGAAAAAAAAAAGAAUCCUGCUCGACGAAAAUAGGCGUAGUAAUAAAGGUGUGCGUACGUGAGUGUUUGUGCUUCUGUGGUGAGUGUUGCGCCGUGAGUUAGGUGUAGCAGCAAGGAAAGGGAAAAAAGUAAAAGUGCAAAAUUGUGGGAAAAAACGCACCACCAUAAUCCACAAUACAACAAAAAAAGGCGGCCACCACCACAACCCCCCAAAGCAAGAGUAAAAAUACAACAACAACAUGAAUGUGGUUCUUUUGCCAAAGCAGGCGAUUUUUAUAGAAGAAAUCAACAAAAAAUAAAUAACAAAAAAAAAAGAGUAAAAUAGUUCACAAAUAAAGUUCAAGUUUGCCUCGUUUCCAAUGCCAUUGCAAUUUGCAAGCGAAUACAAAUGAAAACAAAGUGUGCAAAUGUUACAACAAAAAGUUCUGAGAAUGUGAAUUGAAGUAUUACCUACUACCUACAUGCUUAAAUGGAAUUUAAUAAACUUACUUCCAUUAAAUAAAUUAUAAAUACCAACAAAAUUUAUAAUUGCUUUUGCAAUAGAAGAAAUUAAUAACAAUAAAUUAUUGUUGUCUCUGCUUUGUCGCUGCCGCUGCUGUGCGAAUGCUGCUUCCCAUUGUAGCAGCAGCAUCCAGCUUCCCCCCACAUGAGCACAACUUGAAACAAAAACAACGCACAUUUUUAACUGAUCAAACAGAGCCACGACAAACAAAAGAGGUUAUUGAGUGAGAAAGAGUCACACAAAUCGCAAGUGGCCGAGAGUGAGAGUUCAGACAAAACAACACAACAAAACAAAGAGUGCAGAAAUUCAAAGGGGAGCACAAUGUGGACUCCAUCGAAUAAUAAAUACGGUGUCGCAAUACACAACUGGCAUGGUGACGUGCGUUGUGGCUUAGCUUUAGAUGUCGGUGAUUCGGUGGAAAUUCUAGAAGAAUGUCCCAAAUGGUUUCGCGGCACAUGUCCGCGAAAAUCGCGAGCGGUGGGAAUAUUUCCCAAAACCUAUAUACACAUAAAAGACUUGAGCAAAAUUGAUCCGGUCGUUGCGGAAUGCACACAAGUCCUUCGAGAAUGGUCGGAAAUAUGGAAAAAACUGUUUGUGGAUCGAGAAACCUACAAAUUCACAACAUUGCGCAAGGUGAUGUUGUCAAUAUUGGAAAGCCGUCGCGAAUUGUUGGGCGCAACUUUAACCCAAGAUCAAACAUUGGAAUUGCAAAUGACUGUUGUUUCGAAAAUCGACUGGGGCAAUCGAAAACUAGGCCUUGAUUUGGUGCCACGUAUUGGUCCCUUGGCUGUGGAUCCCCAUAACAUAGGAAUUGUUGGUCUAUACAAUGUUCAUGUCACAAGUGCCGAUAAUGCCAAAGCCUCGUCGAGUCGAGGUACUUUGCGCCGAAAAACCCAACGAAAAAUUCUCACCCACCAUUUGUAUUUUUGCAUGCGUGAAUUUGGUUAUCGCAUUGGUGGUGGCGAUGAUGCCGAAGUCUAUUUCUAUCUAUACGAUGCGAAUCACAUGAAAGCCGUGUCCGAACGAUUUGUGGUGAAGAUCUGUAAAGAUGGUUAUGCGAAUUAUAUUGAAAGGGUCAACAGUAAUUGUACGGUAUUCACAGAUUUGGGUGCUGCCGACUUGAAUGAAGACCUCUAUUUGGUGGCCGUUGUAAUGCGUGUGGGCAAGAUUUUACCCUCGGAAAAGUCAAGCAAUAAUUCCUGUUGUACCGGUACCGCUGCAUAUCGCCGACCCUUCGGUGUGGGUGUCCUCUCACUGGCUGAUAUCGGCCACUAUGAUACCACCAUUGAGUCAGAGGAAAAGGAUCAUAAUAUCAAAUUGGUCUAUCAUAAUGAUGAGAAGGAUUUCCAUCAGCUACAUGAACUGAUCAUUAAGAAAUCCAGCAGCAAAUUCCAGCCGAUUACAACAAUUAAUCAAAGUAAUCAGGGUAUUAUUGUGUCAUUGAAACUCUUGCACGGUGGUUUAGGCCAGGCCCGACAGGAACAACCCCUACUCUUCCAAGGUAGUACGAUUACCCGUAAAAUGGGCUUCCCCGAUGUAAUAAUGCCCGGUGAUGUACGCAACGAUAUGUUCAUCACCCUGGAAAGAGGAGAAUUUGAGCGGGGUGGCAAAAAUACAGCGAAAAAUAUUCUCGUUACGGUUGUGGUCUUGGACGUUGCUGGCAAUGUCCUGACAGAAUGUCUAUGGGGUGCUUCGGGUAUGGAUACCCAAAACUACUACAAAUCCAUGAUUCUCUAUCAUCAAAAUGCUCCCUGCUGGAAUGAAAUGUUACGUCUGAGUGUGCCCAUUGAUAAGUUCUCUGCGGCCCAUGUUCGUUUUGAAUUUCGCCACUGUUCGACCAGGGAAAAAUCGGAACCAAAGUUGUUUGGUUUCAGUUUUGCCCGUCUCAUGGAUCCCAGCGGAGCCACACUGGCUGAUGGCCAACAUGAACUGUAUGUCUACAAAUGUGAGGAUGCUGCAAAACUAACCACUGCCAAUUAUUUGAUAUUACCCUGUAAACCCAAAGAUCCCCAUGCCAAAGUGGAGUGUAGCUCAACGUUUCAUCGUAGCUCCAAGGAAGUGUUUGUUAUGCGCUCCCUGCUGUGUUCCACAAAACUAACACAAAAUGCCGAUUUACUGUCGCUGCUACAAUGGCGGGCCCAUCCCGAAAAGAUCCAAGACUCGUUGACGGGUGUACUGCGUCUAAACGAUGAAGAACUUGUCAAAUUUCUGCAAGAUGUUUUGGACGCCCUCUUUGCCAUGUUCUCCAAUGAGGAGGGCAACAGUACCCAACACUCGGGCCUAGUCUUCCAUGUUCUGGUUAGCAUUUUUAGUCUCCUACAAAGCAAUAAAUUUCAACAUUUUCGUCCGGUCAUGAAUGAGUACAUUGAAAAUCACUUUGCCGCAGCCUUGGUCUACAAGGGCCUGAUUACCUCAGUCGAACACAUGGCCGUAUUUCUAACAAAAGCCGAACAUCCAGAUCCAUUUCAAAAGUGUUUCGGCUCCUUGGAAUAUAUUUUUAAACUUUUAAUACAAUCACGUAAACUGUUUGCCCGAGCCACCGGUGGUCAAUACGAAGAUUCAUUUCGUCGGGACUUGCAUUCACUUUUCACUGCCUUGAAUGGUAUGUUGGCGGUGCCAUCCUAUGAUCUUAUCAUACCCACACAGGAGGCUCUGCUAAGUUCAACGGGAGUGGUUUUGGAACAAUUGAAAGAUACCCUACCAGCACCGGAAUUGGGCAUGUUGGCCCGUAAUAUGUUGGAUGCCAUACCCAGGGAUGCUCCGGUCCGUUUGAUUCAGGCCAAAUUACAGGCUGUUAAGGAUUUGGUAUCUGGUGAACUUUUCCAUGAGGAUGAUUCCCGCACAGUUAUCCUAUCGGUAGCCUGUAAACACCUACGCAUGCAUUUGGGACGCCGUAAUGAAUUGAAACUUUGUGCCGAUAUUCUGGCAGAAAUCCUAACACAUUUAUAUGAUCUGCAAAAGGAGCAAAAAGACAAAGUCACCAAUACGUUGCAACACGAUUUAGAUUCGCUGUGUAAAAACAUCUUGGGCAUACUAAUCAAAACGAUAAUCAUCAUAAUUGAAGGUUCCAAUCCGGUGGUACCACAAUUGGUGGCCUGUAUGUUGGGCCUGCUGCAGCUGUUGGACGAAACUCAAUACAAACGUUAUUGGGAUGAAUUGUGUCCCAACAAGGAUCCACGUGAUCUCAAAGAUUUCCUCUCAAGUUCAUUGUUGGUCUUCGAAGAGCUAUUGUCACAGGAUUGGUUGGUCUUUCCCAACGAUUGGUUAAUCAUGAAAUUGGCAUGUAACGAUGUUUUGCGCAAAUCUCUGGAAGAAUUUGCCAAACCAUUGGUGUAUCGUUUUUUGUCAUCUAAAUUAUUCGAUUUUCAAUUGUGGCGAAAAUACUUCCAUUUGGCUGUGAUCUUUCUGACGCAACCCUCAUUGCAAUUGGAAAAAUAUCGUGAACCGAAACGGCGUAAAAUUUUACAUUCGCACGGGGAUAUGCGUGUUUUGAUGGGUUUUCAAAUACUGAGUAUGUGGUCACAGUUGGGUGAACAAAAGCUGAAUUUUAUACCAUAUAUGGUGGGGCCAUUCCUGGAGGUUACACUGGUUCCCGAGCCAUCACUGAGAAAGGCUACAUUGACCGUAUUCUACGAUAUGAUACAAUGUGAACAGAGUGCCCGUGGCUCAUUCCGUUGGGUUGAAAGUGAACUGAUUGACAAAUUGGAUUUGCUAAUCAGCGAAAAUAAGGGUGACGAUGAAUAUCGUGAACUUUUCAGUACAAUGGAACAUCUAAGUCUGGUACUCCUUGAAAAGGUACAAAAUGAGAACCCCAUUUGGAAAGAUGCCGGCACAGCGUUCAUUGCCUCGGUGACACGGCUAUUGGAACGUUUACUCGAUUAUCGCAGUGUUAUGCAGGGUGAAGAGAACCGUGAUAAACGUAUGUCCUGCACCGUGAAUCUCUUGAAUUUCUAUAAAAAUGAAAUCAAUCGCAAGGAAAUGUAUUUGAGAUACAUUUACAAAUUACACGAUUUGCAUUUACAAGCGGAAAAUUAUACAGAAGCUGGUUUUACGCUAAAACUAUACGCUGAUAUGUUAAGCUGGGAUCGUGAAUCAUCGAGUCUAUCACCAAAUGGCAAUGAUGGCCAACCAGAAUGGCAGCGCAAGGAACAGUUAUAUCAUGAGAUUCUAAAAUAUUUCGACAAAGGCAAAUGCUGGGAAAAGGGCAUACCGCUGUGCAAGGAACUGGCCCUACUCUACGAGACGAAACGUUUCGAUUACAAUAAGCUGAGUGAAAUACUGAUAUUGGAAGCUAAAUUCUUUCAGAAUAUAUUGACUCAACUAAGACCCGAACCGGAAUAUUUUCGUGUGGGUUUCUAUGGUCUGGGCUUUCCACUUUUUGUUAGGAAUAAACAAUUUGUUUAUCGUGGCCUGGAAUAUGAACGCAUCAGUGCAUUUACACAACGUUUACAAACCGAAUUUCCAGCUGCCCAAACACUCAACACAAAUAGUCCACCGGAUAAUUCAAUUUUAUCUGCUCCCGAACAGUAUAUACAAAUAAGCAAUGUACGACCAGUGGCCGAUGCUCAGGCCCUGAAGACAGCCAUGGUUACGGUGCCGGAAAAAAUCGCUCGCUUCUAUGAAGUGAAUGACGUGAGCCGUUUCAUAUCGGAUCGUCCCAUUCACAAGGGUCCCGUAGACAAAGACAACGAAUUCAAAAGCCUAUGGAUUGAACGUACCACCUUGGAUAUUGCCUCGCCAUUGCCGGGCAUUCUGCGUUGGUUUGAAGUUAAACAGAAAUCGGUACAGGAAUUGACACCCGUCGAAUUUGCCUGUGAAACUAUGCACAAUGUGGGCAAAGAUAUCUGGGACUUGAUACAGCAAUAUCGUCAAGAUCCAAAGCGUAACAUCAAUCCGUUUUCGAUGCGUUUACAGGGCGUCAUAGAUGCCAAUGUUAUGGGCGGUAUUAGCAAGUAUCAAGAGGCAUUCUUUACGGAACAAUUUUUAAAGUCACCCCAGGGUCAGGGUCAACAGGCCAAUGUACAAAAGUUGAAAGCUUUAAUAUUGGAGAAAAUACAAAUUCUAGAUCAAGCAUUGGAAUUACAUGGCCAAUUGGCUCCGCCUGGGGUACAACCGUUACACAAUCGUUUAUUGGAACGCUUUUCACAGCUAAAACAAAGCCUCUCUGGGCUGGGGCGAUUAAAACGCCAAGCCUCUGAGAGUAUAGUUAACACACCGCUACCACCAUUGCCCACAGAAAAACGUUUGGCCAGCAAUAACACCGGCUCCAAUUCUCUUAUACCGGCUUCAAAUUAUUACGAACACGAUGAGAUUUACACAAGACCCGGAGACACUCUGAGACCUGUGGAAUCAAUCAUGAACAGAUUUGGUGCCCAGAACUCCUAUCAAACACUAAGCAAAGAGAAUUUAUCGAAUAGCAUUGGCCAUUCGGAUGUUGCAGUGGGAAUCAAAGAAAAUCCCGAAGUCUGUCCUCCACCUAUACCAAAUAGGCCCCGAUCACAAAACUUUUCCAAUUCCAAUUCACUUACAAUGGAUGGACCAGAAGUGCCACCAAAACGUAAUCAUCAGGCACCAGGCUCACCGGGAGCCCCGCCUCUACCGCCAAGGGGUAUAACACCCGACAAAAGGGCUUCCAAUCCCAUGAUUUUCAAUGAUUUCUCUAGCGAGUCACCCGUCUCAAGUAUGCCCAGGCGACCACAUUCCACUUCACAUCAACACAAUCAAAAGUAUGCCGUAGUUGAUAUUAGUUUCGAUGAUCCCGAGGCAGAUCAACAACAACUGGCACAUUCACUGAAUUGUCAUGCCUCUGAUAAUCAUCAUUUGUCCACACUGUCGUAUGCCCCCAAUGAUUUUCGUGAUUCAGGAAUUUCCACAGCCAGCGCCCAUGAGUUGAACCAUUUAAAUAAUCUAAGUGAGGAAUCAUCCACCAAUUCUAUGAGUACAGUACAUCAUCGUGAUCACUGUCGCCUCUCCUCCAGCGGAAGCAUGGAAAAUGGCCAAUAUAUUUCAUCCAGCCACAACAAUGGCGGUGGCUUAAGUUCAACGCAACGAGAGAACUCUUCAAGUUCCUUUGAUGUGGAAGAUUUACCCAUGCCUCCACCACCUAUACCGCCAAAAUCCCUAAAUAUAAUUGGUAACUCGGCAAUGAAUGAAUCAUCCUCAUCGGCCUCAUUGGAGGGACCCUCGACACUCAACACUCAUUCCAAUACACUGCAACACACAGCAACGGCAUCAUCCAACUCGACAACACCGCAUGUACACCCGCACCAUCAUCAUCACCAUAGUCAUAUUCAUGCCCAAAACGGUCACACUAACAACGAUGGCUAUGUCUCACCCAAAUCAACUAUGGCAAAUGCCCUGGGCAACAAAGCCCAAUCGGCGACGACGAAUAGAGCAAGCCUGGACGACACAGAAACCGAAACUCAUAACGAACUUGGCAACACUUUUUGAGUUACAAUAUGUCGCUGCCAUCAUCAAUCGCCAACAUCGACAUCUAGCAUAGACUUUAAUACAAAUACCGAGACAUCAUCGACGCCAAACAGCACCUCGCCACCACCAACGCGCACCAUGUUCACGGAACAGGCGGUGGUGCAUGCCUCUCAGUCAAUGACAUCGUUGACAAUGAAUAUGACCACAAAUACCAAUAAUACGUCAGUAGGUUCACCCAGUCAUCAUCAUCACCAUCAUCAGUACAAUGACUUUAAGGGAUCAUCCAUUAACCAAGCAAAUAUAAAUCACAAAACAACAACACAAUCUCAGACUCUCCAACAACAACAACACAAUGCAUUCGCCUCACAUUCCCAUGUCCAUCAUUCUCAUGCACACACUCAUGCUCCACCCUCAAUUCAUCAACAACAACAACAAUUAAAUUAUGCCGCCAAACAACAUUCGUACACCUUACCAUCCUCCUUACCGACCACAACGACUAUGGAGAGCACAACAACAACAACAUCGUCCAUGUUUGAUAUAUCCCACAAUUUCAAUUCCAACAUUGAACACUGUUCAUGUGGCCUUUCCUUUAAAGUCGAUCGAAAUACAAAUAAUCUUGCAAUGAUGGGUACCACUUCGACAUCCCUGUUGAGUUUAAAUAAUCAACAUUAUCAGUAUAACAACGAUAACAGUACCACACGUUCACUGGAAACCAGCAGCUCCGUUGCUCUGCUCGACAGUAGUCAGAGGCAAUCGCACUUGAGUAAAUCGCAUCACCAUAAACAGCAGCAUGCUCGACAUUGUCAUCAUAGGCGUCACGAUUCACACGAUUAUGCUGUGCCACAAUUGUUACAAUACCAACCAACUGAACCGCCCGAAAUUCAUACACAUGAAUAUUUUUCUCAGGAGUCCCAGGAAUCGCUGACAACCAAUACGGCCACAAUGGCUUUUAGUCCUCAUGCUACUACUACUACGCAGCCACAGCAACAGCAACAACAACAGCAGCAGUCACAGCCUCAUAGUUGUCAUCGUCAUUCACAUGUCCAUGCCCAAACGGAUUUUAGCUAUGGCCAACGAUGACAUGCUUCCAAAUGAGAAAUGUAAGAUGUGUUGCGGAAUUCCAAGAUGUAGAGAACUUAUAAUUUCAUAUUUUGUAUUUAGAUAUAUCCCUAUAUGGGCCUGACAACAGGGACCCACUUUCAUUUGCAAUUUGUAUGUGAUUUAUCUAUUAUUGUUCUAGAUAAUCUACUUUUGUAUGACUCGGUGAAAGAUUGGGAUCUGUUAAGAUAAUUAUUGCCUCAAACUCCUAUAACUCAUUAGGUAAAGCGUAAUUUGCCCUAUAGUAUGGGUCAUGCCGUUAAAAAGUCUGCAAGUUUCCCACCUUCAAAUUGCAAAUCGCUUAGAAUGGUUGGACUAAACGUAACAGAAAUUUGUUGAUCACAAUCUGAAGCUAUAAAAUAUAUAUCAGUUCUUUUCUGACUAAGUCAUAGAAAGAAGAAAUUGUUCUGAAGAACUAUGCUCUUGGAGUUUAGAAUUCAUUUUGUUUGUGCCGUCAAAAACAUAUUCGAUUUCCAAUUAAAGGCGUUUCCAUUUCCCUUGGAAAGCUAAAUCAAAAGUCAUGUUAAUACCGUGACAUUAUUUCUCACGCUCAAUACCAAGUUGUUUCCCGCAGAAUUAGGGCUCACAAUUAAAGGCCCAUUUCUAAAUAAUUCCUGAUCGGUAUUUAAUUUUUUUUGAUCAAUCUAAAUUUGUGCUGGGUCACAGUUAAUUUAUUGAUUUUAAUUUAUAAAACAUUGUAUGUAUACAAAUUGUGUAAUGAAUAAAAAUAUAUUUUUUUAGUUUUUAUUUAAAUUUUACUCCAGUAACUUACAAGUUUGACACAUAUGACAGUACGACACAGAUAUAAGAUAUUCUAAUGGUCCAAGCAAUUUAAAAAUCUAUGGUUGGGAAGCCACCUCUUGAAAAUGUUUUAAAAUAUUUUCAAAUUUUGUCAUAGCGCCCUUAUGACGGUCCCAUUCGAUUCUAAUUCUCCAAAAGAAUUCGAGGUAGUUUUACAUCUCUGUAAAUUAUGUCUGAUUUUUGCAAAAAGAUGCAAGCUAAAUCCCACUUGAACUGCAUGUAGGGUGAACAAUCCUUGCUGGAUAAUAAGGCGGUUGUGGUGUAUCGUUGUUGCUACCACAACGUGUGGUAAAAAGUAAUUUAAGAUGUUGCUUUGCCAUCGUCUUACAAUAGUGCAAUCGUCAUCUGGGUCCAUGUAAAAAUAGUUCAAUACCAAAACCACCAAUUGAUCUAUGUAUCAUGAGGAAUAUCUUCUUUUAGAAGCGAAGAUAUGAUUGUUUUAAGGAAUUUUAAACUUUUUCGUAUACCAAUGGACAUAGCCAGGAGAGCUAGAAAUGGAUCAAAUUUAAAAGUGCCAAACUUUGUAUACCCUCUCCCAUACAGAGGGUAUAUAUCAUUUGAUACGGCCAAAAAGUAACUCGUUGAAAUAGGGGGUCUUAGACCAUGGAUCUGUUAGGACGAAAUCUGUUUUUAAUGAUUAGGAAUAGAUAUAGCGGUGUCCGUCCGACUGGCUGAUAUGCACCAAAACUCUCAAAAGGGGUUAUCCAAACUUUGUACAUCAAUAUAAUAUUAUUAAGCUCAGAUCGAAAAUUUUGAUAAAGUAAACUUAAACAAGUAAAAAAGAAAUUAAGUUCGGGCGGCCCUUCAGCACUUGCAAAGUAAAUUAUAAACAAGUAAAAAAGCUGUAAGUUCGGCCGGGUCGAUCUUUGAAUACCCUCCACCAUUUGGAUCAAUUUUGGUAAUUUUCAAAAAAAUUAAAACCGUAAAAAAUUCUGUUAAAAUCUUAAAAAUAUAGGAAGGAACUAUUUAUUGUCGGUUAUAUAUCCAAAAUACCGAAAAAGGGAGAUACCAUUAUAUGGGGCUAUACCAAAACUAGGUCCACGUUCGUUUCACCCAUUUUCAAUACCAAAAGUCCUGCAGACAUAAUACACAUUUGAGUAAAAUUUUAUCAACCUACUUCAUUUCGUUCGAAAGCCAGAGUGAUUUCCACAAAGGAAAUAGACGGGCGGACAACGCUGAAUCGACAUAGAAUUUUAUUCUGAUCAAGAAUAUAAUAAUUUGUGGGGUCUAGAAUGUAUAUUUCGAGGUGUUACAAACGGAAUGACAAACGGCAGGUUGGAGACUACAGAAAAUUAUGGAUGUGUAUAGAAAUUGUUCUGCUUUUGGAGUAGAACCCCCUACGAAAUCUAAAUACCGAAUUUUAAACAGCUUCUUUAGAAAUAUAGAAAUAUAGCAAUACGCAAAAUGCUUGCUUUCUAUCAUAUGCGGUUUGAAGUCUAAAGUGAUUACAAAAGAUUGACGGACAAACAAUUCUAAGCUAAAUAGUCUUAGAAUUUUACGCUGAUCAAGAAUAUAUAUACUUUGUUGGGUCAGAAAUGAUUAUUUCGAUGACGAACUUGAUAAACCUUUCAUACUUAUUGAGGAUGAGAAAAUAAAGCAUAUUUUUAGGCGCCAACAAAUGUAUUUUUCUUUUUAUAAAAAAUAAUAAUAAAAAAUUAUUUAUAUGAAUAAAAACGAAACAAAUCAAAACGUGUAUUCCUAAAAUAAAACAAAAAAUAAUUUACAACGCAGCAACAAUUAUCAAAAUACCAAUGUUGUGAAACCAAUGACGUAUCGAAAAAAUAUAUAUUAUGCGGCAAAAGAAAAUCUUUGAAAACAUGUUAACGAAAAACACCACAUUUUUAUAGCAAAAGAAAAACAAAAGCCACAUACGUAAUAAAAGCAAAAAACAACAUUCGAAAAUUAAAAAAAAAAACCUACCUUAGAAUUGAAAACUUUGUGCAAUGCAGGCAUUACUUUAUUGAAAUAAACUAUAUAACCAAACAAACAUGCAAUACAUAAACUAUAUUAAAAAAAAAAAAAACAACAAAAUUUAAUAAUGUUUAUACACAUAAUUUUAUAAGAAUAACAUUUCAAAAGAAAAUAAAAAUAAAUACAAUUUUUGAAUAUUUCAAAUCAAAACAAACGAACUAGUAAGACAAAUUAUCUUCAACAAUAAAGUGCUAAAUAAACGCAUACAUACGCACACAAUUAUGCAUACUCUUAGGGCUAAAACAAAAAAAAAAGCGCAAAUGAAACAUAAGACAUAUUUUUUGUAUAAGAUAUUUACAUUAUUCUGUAAGUUUUGUUGUAUCACCCUCCCUCCCCUUUGCAUUCGAAUUUGUAUAUUACCUUAUUUAAAAAAUUUAAUUUUUUUUUAUUUUAUUUCUAGUUUUUGUUAUUCAGAAAAUCGUCUGAUAAUUUCUGUUUUUGUUUAGAGUGCUGUUUAUAUUUCUUACCAAAACAAAUGGAAUUAAAAAAUUUUAAUACAAUACAUAUAUGCAAGUUAUUAUCGAUAUAUAAACUAGUCAGAUAAUAAAUUUAUACUUAUAUAAAUUUAUAUUUAACGAAUUGAAUAGAUGCAUACAUUUACAGAUACAUACGAUAAAGAUAUAUCUUUAAAAGUAAAAUCAAAAAAGAAGAAAAACAAAUGGACAAAGCAAACAAAUCAUGUUCUACUCAUAACCUUCAAAAUAUCAUAGUUUUUAAUUUUAACAAAUAAAAAAAUAAACAUUAAAAAA